AUGACAAAAAAAAGAAGAAAUAAUGGAAGAUCCAAAAUGAACAGAGGUCACACUAGAAGCAUUAGAUGUGAGAACUGUUACAGAAGUUGCCCAAAGGACAAGGCAAUAAAGAGAUUCCACAUCAAAAAUGUAAUAGACAAUGCAUCCUUCGAUGAUAUUAAGCUGGCCUCUGUGUAUGAAGACUUUGAAGUUCCAAAAUUCUACUACAAACUAGAGUACUGCAUUUCAUGCGCAGUUCACCAAAGAAUUGUCAGAGCUAGGUCCGUAGAGGGAAGAAAAGACAGAACAAACCCAUUUAUGAAGAGAAGAAUGAAUCUUUUAAAUGCAUCUGCAUAA
Molecule: messenger RNA, 336 nt
Organism: Nematocida parisii ERTm1
Lineage: Eukaryota; Fungi; Microsporidia
Product: ribosomal protein S26
Exons: 1
Coding region: 1-336 (111 amino acids)
Biological process (GO): translation
Cellular component (GO): ribosome; cytosolic small ribosomal subunit
Molecular function (GO): structural constituent of ribosome; mRNA binding
Source: RefSeq, a predicted model, not a curated record